Molecule: messenger RNA, 1271 nt
Organism: Dioscorea cayenensis subsp. rotundata (Guinea yam)
Lineage: Eukaryota; Viridiplantae; Streptophyta; Magnoliopsida; Dioscoreales; Dioscoreaceae
Product: protein SLOW GREEN 1, chloroplastic-like
Exons: 1
Cellular component (GO): chloroplast thylakoid membrane
Molecular function (GO): protein binding
Source: RefSeq, a predicted model, not a curated record
ACGGGUCGGAUUCUGAUCACAUCCAUCAACCCGUUAACCCGACAACAAUGCAAACAAUCUCCAUCCCCAUCCUCCGCCCCUCCAUCUUCUCCAAACCCUCGUCAUCUUCCUCUCCUCUUCGUGCCCGCCUCCCCAAACCCUUUCCCCCUCUUCGGGCCACCCUCAAACCCCAGCCCCACGACAACCCUCUCCGAAUCCCUCAUCCCCUCCGCCGCUGCAGCAGCCGCUCUCGCCCUCGCUGCCCUCCUAUGCCGCCCUCUCAAGCCCGCACUCGCCGCCGCGCCCAUCUCUCAGUCCGAGACCCUCCCGGAAUCCCUCACCGACGAUGAGAAAGUCCGCGCACUCGAAGACCACCUCGCCUCUGAUCCAGACGACAUCAAGGCGCUCCGAUCCCUACUUGAGCUCAAAGUGAAGGCUAAUCUCCUCCCUGACGCUAUUGCCAUCAUCGACCGCCUCAUUGCUCUGGAACCCGACGAUAAGGACCUCCCCCUCCUCAUGGCCCACCUCCAUAGCCAUGCCGGCGACCCUGAGGCCGCUAAUCAGUUGUUCGAGGAUAUCCUCUCCAAGAACCCGUUCCUUGUCGAAGCUUACCACGGCCUUGUCAUGGUGGCUUACGAGUACGAAAGCGGCGCCGAGCUCGAGGUUGUCCUCAAAAGAGUUGAGCGUGCGAUUGAGAUGUGCAAGAAGGAAGGUAGGAAGGACGAUUUGAGGGAUUUCAGGCUGUUGGUGGCUCAGAUUAGGGUGGUUGAAGGGAAGUAUGAUGAUGCACUCAAGGUGUAUGAGAGAAUGGUCGCAGAGGAGCCGAGGGAUUUCAGGCCGUACCUUUGCCAGGGGAUCAUAUAUUCCAUGCUGAAGAAGAACGAUGAAGCUGAGAAGCAGUUCAGCAAGUACCGGAAACUAGUGCCAAGAGAACAUCCUUAUGCUCAGUACUUUGAUGAUAAUAUGGUCGCCAUGAAAGUUUUCAUGCAGAUGGAGGAGAACAAAACAAGAGGAGUUUUGAAGAGAUGAAUGAUAUUUUCAGGAAGAUAGAAGCUUUUUGGGGUAAUGUCUUUGUCCUCUGAAACUAUUGAUUUUAAUGUGUUUUUUUUUUCUCUUAGUUUAGAUGUUUAUUUAUGCAGUUCAUGGUUCCUUUCUUUGAAAUUAUCUCUUUUAUUUUUAGAGUAAUGUAUCACAUGAUGUUGUUUUCUUUUGCUAAGUAAAUCAUGGCCCUUUCUGGUCCUGGCUUGUGCUUAAUCUCAAUUGACUUGUUGAACAAAUAUAUUAGUUUGGUA